Molecule: messenger RNA, 1765 nt
Organism: Nelumbo nucifera (sacred lotus)
Lineage: Eukaryota; Viridiplantae; Streptophyta; Magnoliopsida; Proteales; Nelumbonaceae
Product: L10-interacting MYB domain-containing protein-like
Source: RefSeq, a predicted model, not a curated record
CUGGAUAUUCUUGGGAGAGGUCACAGGUACUGCACAAUCUUCAGUAUGAAACCCUUUUCGUAAUCGUUGGAUUUUCAAGCGACCACUACAGUCCAGGAAAUGGCGUCAAAUGUUACGUGGAUUCCAAUCUGAUGGGUACAGAGAGGGCCUCGCAUGAGUGAACCCUCAUGGAAUCACUUUUUCGAUGGAAAUCAGGAAAAAACGACACGGUUAUAGUCGUUAUGCCCGUUAUUCAAAACAUCGAGGAUUAGGCUUUAUUUUGCAGUCCCCCCGUCUCCCCCGCUCGCUUUCCUUCUUGCCUAGGGGCUAGGGCUUUGCUUCCAUUUACUGUUUCUCCAUCUAUGGCUUCCUUUGAGCUGUAGUCGGAAAGAAAAUAAACCCUUUUGCGUCUAAUCGGGUUCUCUGAUAAGGGUUAGGGUUUCUUUCAUGUUCACUUUCUCUGAUUGCUUUAAAUAGAAGGUUCAUUUCUCCAGUUCUCAUCUUCAAAAUAUUUCUGAAAUGGCAAAUUCGAGACACUGAAGCAAAGCCGUAGUUCAAGGGGAGCUUCAGCCGAAAAAGGAUGGAUGGUCAAUCCAGUGAAUAUAAAUUGAGGCAAGACCGGUUGAGGACAAGGUGGACAGCAUCCCUUGAUAAGAUAUUUGCAGACUUGGUGGUAGAGCAAGUUCAACUGGGGAACAAGAGGACAAACAAUGUUUUUGACAAGAAAACAUGGAAGCAUAUACGUGAUGAGUUCAACCGACAAACAGGUCUAAACUUUGAUAAGAAACAAUUGAGGAAACACCUUGUGGUUUUACGAACACGGUAUUACAACUUGAAAUCAGUUUUUGAUCAAGAUGGCUUUGGAUUGGAUGGAUCCCAAUGCAUGAUAACAAAUGAAUUUGAACUAGGGGAACAAUUCAUUGAGGUACAACCCAAGCCCGAGGCUAUCAGAAUCAAGGAUUGUCCUAUUUAUGAACAGCUGUGCACAAUAUUCUCUGAGAAAGGGGCUGAUGGUAGGUAUGCCCAGUCAAGUCACUAUGGUGAGUCACACAAAGAGACGACCGGGAUGGAGACUCCUGCAACCGCAUCAUGUCCAAAAUCUGCAAACACGCCUUUUAACCCUUCAAGGCCAUCAAUGUUUGCACAACAUGAUUCUUCCUCACCUUCAAGACCGGACACACUCGAUGGGCGAAAGAAGCGUCGAUCCGAGACACAAUCGGGUCAGGGCCUUCGAAUGAGAAACUGUGAUGGGACUACUGGUGAUGCUAUAGCAGAAGCUAUGUUAGAAAUGGCGGCUGCUUCAAAGCUGAGAGCAGUUGCUAUGACGCAGGCUAAUGACCAAUUUUCUAUUUCCGGUUGCAUCAAAGCAUUGGAUGAGAUGCAAGGCGUUGAUCAGAACAUCUAUUUUGCUGCUUUGGAUCUUUUUGAGAACCCCAAUCUGAGGGAGACGUUCGUGUCCCUGAAAAACGAGAAACGGUUGGCCUGGUUGCAAGGAAAAUGUAUGGCUCUCUCUGGUUCGAUGGUGUGAGGUUUAACAAGGACUUAUUAUUACAUAUGUUUGCUUUUAUAUCUAUGUUUAUCAUAGUAUUAGCCUAAACAUAACAGCCAUGAAUUUUGGUUUUGGAUGCCUUGUUUUGACACUUACAGCAGACCACUUGUACAUGUCCAUGUCAAGGUAAGAACUUCCUAUCAUCUGUUCAUGUUUUUUUUUUUUUUUUUUGGUAUAUUUUUCAUGUAAUCAAUUUGUAGGUUGGACUUUGGAGGCAAACAUUCUGUGUUGAGAUCU